Messenger RNA from Fusarium tjaetaba, 912 nucleotides. RefSeq names its product alcohol dehydrogenase. The record is from RefSeq and is a predicted model, not a curated record. Lineage: Eukaryota; Fungi; Ascomycota; Sordariomycetes; Hypocreales; Nectriaceae. Gene Ontology annotation, molecular function: oxidoreductase activity; zinc ion binding. The transcript has 4 exons. Bases 1 to 912 code for a protein of 303 amino acids.
AUGCUGGCAUCUGGCGAAAAGCAAGCCUCUUGGUUUCAGGAAAAGUAUAUCCUUGGCCACGAAGGUUGCGGACAGAUCAUUGAAAUUGGCAGCAGUGUUCAGGACAAAGGACUGAAAGUGGGAGAUAUUGUGGCUCUUCAUGCUGUUCCUGGUUGCAACCAAGACGAUUGCCCUGAAUGCUCUCGCGACCUAGCUCAACUUUGUGAAAGAGGCCACCACUCAGGUAUUGGCCAAGAUGGCUUCUAUGCACCUUAUACUGCUGUGGAUAUUAGAGCUGCGGUGAAAGUUCCAGAUGGCGUCAGCCCGGCAGAAGCUGCUGUAGCCACUGACGCCGUGAACACAGCCUUUCAUGCCAUAACCAGGAGGGGAGAAGUCAAAAAGCAUGAGACGGUAUUUCUCUUUGGCCUUGGCGGCCUAGGUUUCAAUGCUCUACAGAUUGUUCGUUAUAUCGGAGCAAGAGUGAUAGUUUCCGAUAUUCGACAAGAACUGCUUGAUGAAGCCAAAGCGCUGGGUAUACCUGAGAAAGAUAUCGUUCCAGUGGGAAAGCCUCCGCAAGACUUCAUCAAAGAGAAUGGCCUGGAAGGAAAGAUUGACACUGUUCUUGAUUUUGUUGGUACCCAUCAGACAUUUGAGGAUGCUCAACAUAUCGUUCGUCGUGGCGGCAAACUUCUUUGCAUCGGCAGUCUUGACACGGAAAAUACUAUUCAUAUGAAGAUUGGCACCAGGAAGAGGCUCUCUUUCAUUUUCUCCUACGGAGGUCAAGUUCGAGAUCUGGAGAAGGUUCUUGAGCUUAUUGCUUCUGGUCAUAUCAGUCCGCGAGUGGAAACCAGAAAGCUUCCAGAUUUUGAGGAAGUGCUUGGGGCAUUGGGUGAAGGAAAGAUCAAGGCGAGAGUGGCAUUACUACAUGACUAG